This is a messenger RNA of Impatiens glandulifera, 1063 nucleotides long. RefSeq names its product vacuolar protein-sorting-associated protein 33 homolog. Bases 153 to 965 code for a protein of 270 amino acids. Gene Ontology annotation, biological process: intracellular protein transport; vesicle-mediated transport. Gene Ontology annotation, cellular component: CORVET complex; vacuole. The record is from RefSeq and is a predicted model, not a curated record. The transcript is spliced from 10 exons. Lineage: Eukaryota; Viridiplantae; Streptophyta; Magnoliopsida; Ericales; Balsaminaceae.
CUUUUAUGGCUUUAUCCUCUCCCCUGCUUCCUAGAGUCCAUCGUGAGAGUUUGUCAUUCUUAUCGCGAUUUUCAAAAUCAAAUGCUACCCAUAAUUGAAUUAUAAUCAUUAUUGCAUCCCCUCUUCUUCCCUGCUUAGAGAGAGAGAGAGAAAUGGCUCAGAUUCCUAGUUUGGAGAAUGCUCCCGUAAAUCUUACUUCUUUAAGAGAUCAAUCUCAAAGGGAGCUCAUUUAUAUACUAAAGAAUAUACGAGGAAAGAAGUGUUUAAUCAUUGAUCCAAAGCUUGGAGGUUCAAUCUCUUUAAUUAUUCAGACAUCCAUACUAAAGGAACAUGGGGUUGAAUUGCGGCUUCUUACUUCUGAACCAAUUCAGACAGAUUGCACUAAAGUUCUUUACCUUGUGCGAGCUCAGCUCAAUUUAAUGAAACUAAUUUCUGCACAUGUUCAGAAUGAUAUAUCUAAAGGUCUUCAAAGAGAGUAUUUUACUUAUUUUGUUCCUCGCCGAUCUGUUGCAUGUGAGAAGGUACUUGAGGAGGAGAAAGUACAUCACCUCAUGACCAUUGGGGAGUACCCGUUAUAUAUUGUUCCUUUGGAUGAAGACGUGUUGUCAUUUGAACUUGACCUUGCCUACAAAGAUUGGGUAGUUGAUGGAGAUGCAAGCUCUCUCUGGCAUAUAGCAAAAGCAAUCCACAAGCUUGAGUUUUCUUUUGGACUGAUACCGAAUGUGAGGGCCAAGGGAAAGGCAUCAGUACGUGUAGCUGACAUUCUUAAUCGAAUGCAAGCAGAAGAUCCUGUCAAUUCAUCUGAUAUGGGGAUGCCAGAGAUAAAUACGCUUAUCCUCAUAGAUAGGGAGGUGGACAUGGUAACUCCUAUGUGUUCCCAGCUAACUUAUGAGGGCUUGCUGGAUGAGUGCCUUCAAGUCAAUAAUGGUGCUGUUGAGUUGGAUGCAUCUGUAAUGGGUGUUUAACAAGAAGGAAAAAAAGUAAAGGUUCCUCUUAAUUCUAGGUACAUUUAUCUCGUAUCAAACCAUUCAAUUUUUCUAUUAAGAAUUUUCCUUCCCUUCUC